Messenger RNA from Salvia hispanica, 811 nucleotides. RefSeq names its product calmodulin-7. Gene Ontology annotation, cellular component: myosin II complex. The record is from RefSeq and is a predicted model, not a curated record. Lineage: Eukaryota; Viridiplantae; Streptophyta; Magnoliopsida; Lamiales; Lamiaceae. Gene Ontology annotation, molecular function: calcium ion binding.
ACUUUUGAUUUCUACAAAUAGGAGGCCAUCUCGUUUUCGCAGAAUCACCUGCGCUUUCAUUUCAAAACCCACAAAUCAAAGACAAGGGAAAAGGAAAACAAGGAUCCUUUGAUUUCUGUAGCGUUUACAGGCGGAGUAAUGGCGGAUCAGUUGACUGACGAUCAGAUCUCUGAGUUUAAGGAGGCUUUCAGCCUUUUCGACAAGGAUGGCGAUGGUUGCAUCACCACCAAGGAGCUUGGAACCGUUAUGAGGUCCCUGGGGCAGAACCCCACCGAGGCUGAGCUCCAAGAUAUGAUUAAUGAGGUGGAUGCGGAUGGUAAUGGAACCAUUGACUUCCCUGAGUUCUUGAACCUCAUGGCGAGGAAAAUGAAGGAUACUGACUCGGAGGAGGAGCUAAAAGAGGCGUUCCGUGUGUUUGACAAGGAUCAGAAUGGCUUCAUCUCUGCUGCCGAACUGCGCCAUGUGAUGACUAAUCUCGGGGAGAAGCUGACUGACGAGGAAGUCGAUGAGAUGAUCAGGGAGGCUGAUGUUGAUGGUGAUGGACAGAUCAACUAUGAAGAGUUCGUCAAGGUGAUGAUGGCCAAAUGAUCAGCUCGCCCUCUAGUGCCUGUGCAAGCUUCUGUGGGUCGAAAAAAUUGAAAAAAAACAUGGAAAAAAGAAUGGAUGAAGAGUUUGGCUGGCUAGUCUGAUGGCUUUCUAGUUUAGUUUUCAUCUUUCUUCUGUCUUUAUGGUUUUGAGUUGUUGAAUAUUUGAUGAUCUGUUGUUGUCGUGACUAUCCUUUCUGAUAUGUAUUUGUGACUGCUUAUUUUCA